GUGAACUAAACAUGGCUGUUGAUGUAUUCGUCGUGAGCUUCAUCUUAGUUUCUCCGUUCAUACCUCUCGUUUAUCUGAUCGUUCCACCAAAGACACCGGUUUUAUCCGGAUUUGAACCUGUUGCUAUCGGCUCCUACCGUGAACUCGUCUGCGAUGCGUCUCAACCUGAUACCGCGACCAUCACCUAUAGAUGGUAUAAAUACACGAUUGUUCAUGGUGUAGAAAAUUGGGAAAGUAAAGGACCCAUUGGUGCAGGACAGAAGUACGUCUUCAAUCUAGUGACUGAGAAGCAAGUGUUCCACACAGGUAACCCUGCAGAGCCUGUCAGUGGGAAGUACAAGUGUCUAGCAUCGAACUCGGCCGGAACAAGAGACAGCGAAUGGGGAGAUCUGUAUGUCUAUACACCAUGUUCCUUGUAUGCUGUGAGUGUUUCACCACCGAAACCGGCUAUCGGAAGCACAUUCACCCUCAACUGUUACAUACCCAAUCCAAGCGGGUUUACUGUGAAGUGGUUAAAGAGGGCGGAUGCUUCAUCUACUGCUUCAGAUGUAGCUUCAGCAUAUAGGAGGGGAUGCUCUGCUCCUGAUAACCCACGCUACAGUUGGAGCAGCUGCAGUCCACCAAGCUUCUCAUCACCAACAAAGACAUUCAAUCUACAAGUCACCAAUGCUCAGCCUUCUGAUUCUGCUUACUGGAUUUGUCAGGAUAUUGGUCUAAGCUGCAACAGUAACCCAGUCAAGCCAGUGGUGCAAGCGCACCCAGGCACGCCACAGAUCACCGGUUUCCCAUCAGGACCAGUCAUUGCUGGAACACAGCUCAACUUGAAGUGUGUGGCCUUGCCUCCUGGAGAUACCUACGAUUGGUACAAAGAUGGUACAAAGGUUACAACAUCAUCGAGUUGUGACUUCCAAGUGACGAAGGAGAGUGCUGGUGUCUACAAGUGUUUGGCGAGAAAUGAUGUCGGAUCUGCUCCAAGUAGUGACAAGACAUUAGUCGUUUAUUACAAACCUGAUUCCGUGGUCGUGUCAUCAGGAAAGACCUCGUCCUAUGCUGGGGAGAAGGACAAGUUCACCUGCACAGUCUCUGGCGGCAACCCGACCCCGACCGUGAAGAUCUACUUAAAGAGGUCAGGCGGAGCACUAGUAGAGGUCACCCAAGGUCAAGACAGGGUGAUGGCUAAAGAAGACAACCAGGCUGAGUACUACUGCGAGGCGAAGGUCACUGGGUAUCCCGCCUUCGAUAUGACUUCAAGCAGGAAGACAUACAACGUAACAUUUUCAAACUACAAGGUUUUAUUUCUAAAUAACCCGACCGCUGCUGUCCAGGUUGGUCAGGUAAAGAAGUUCACAUGUGAGACGGAUGAGAGUAACCCAGUUACCUACAUCAAGUGGUAUCACUAUAUUGGUUCUUCAUGGCAAGAUGUUACAGUCCGAAUCUCAUCAUCCGAGAGGAAUGGUGUGUAUGGUGGAAAGAUGAGGAUCAGUGAGUGGUCUGUUACUGCAACAAAGGCAAUGAAUGGUGCAACUCUAAGAUGUAAGUCCACCUACUCCCUGAUUGGUCAUGACUUUACUACAGAUGCCGAUACAACAAUGUAUGUAAAAUAUAAACCUGAUUCCGUGGUCGUGUCAUCUGCAAAGACCUCAUCCUAUGUUGGAGAGAAGGACAAGUUCACCUGCAGAGUCUCUGGCGGCAACCCCACCCCGACCGUGAAGCUCUAUUUCAAGAGGUCAGACGGAACACCAGUAGAGGUCAUCCAAGGUCAAGACAGGGUGAUGGCUAAAGAAGACAAUCAGGCUGAGUACUACUGCGAGGCGAAGGUCACUGGGUAUCCCGCCUUCGAUAUGACUUCAAGCAGGAAGACAUACAACGUAACAUUUUCAAACACCAAGGUUUCCUUUCUCAAUCACCCGACCGCUGCUGUCCAGGCUGGUCAGGUAAAGAAGUUCACAUGUGAGACGGAUGAGAGUAACCCAGUUACCGACAUCAAGUGGUAUCAACAUAGUACUGGUUCUUCGUGGCGAAAUGUCACAACCGGAAUCUCAUCAUCCGAGAGGAAUGUUGUGUAUGGUGGAAAGAUCAGGAUCAGUGAGUGGUCUGUAACUGCAACAAAGGCAAUGAAUGGUGAAACUGUAAGAUGUGCGUCCAUCUACUCCCUGACUGGUCAUGACUUAAUGACAAAGGCCGAUACCACAAUGUAUGUAAAAUUUAACCCAUCAAAGAUAACUUUGCUACAAAUACCACCGAGAGUGAUCUACAAGGGGAAACUGAUCACGAUCAUAUGUGAGACAAACAGCGCCAACCCGGUUGCGAAUGUAACGUUCCACCGGAAGAGGACAGGAGGAACCUGGGAGCAACUGACGUCGGGGAUAACAUCUGAAGACAGGGCGGCAGAAUACAAUGGCAGGAUUCGGAAGAGUACUUUGGUUGUGACAGCCAAUAGGUUGGACACACAGACUGUGUUCAAAUGCGAGGUUCGUGAUGGGUCAUUCCAGAUGGAACAGACAACUACAGUUAAUGUAUAUUACCCAGCAAACGUCGUAUUAUCAUUAGCCUCGACUACAGUGAAAGAAGGCAAUACUGUCACAUUGACAUGUGAAGCAAGAGGGGGUAACCCGACAUCGUACACCUACAUAUGGUAUUAUAACUGGAUACAAAUACCGAAUAUGACUUCAAGACAAUACAGAAUAUCAUCAAUACAGUACAACAGGAGUGGAGAGUAUCGCUGUCGUGCGGUCAACUAUUCUCCAGGCGGCAUAGCUGAUGCAAUAUUAAAAUUGGAUGUUUUAUACAAAGCAAAAUGGGAUCCCAAACUGCCGAGACUCCUCACCGUUGCGAGCAAACCAUUACGACCAGUCAGGUUUACACUCCAUGUCAUCGCCAACCCUCGACCAACGAAUGUUACGUGGUAUCACCCAAAUCACAAGAUGGCAACUGGGGAAAACUUCAUCCCCGGGGAAGAAAGUGGGACAUACACACUGAGCAAAGGAUCUGUAGGGACUCCAGACUACGGAAACUACACCGUCAAAGUGACUAAUUCUGUUGGAAUGACAUCUUUUGUUUUUGAGCUGCUACGGCCAGGUCCGCCACGCACUCCCUGCUGUAUGAAGUCCCACCGAGUUACAUCAGUAUCAGUGACAUUGAUCUUUAAGAGUAACUUCAAUGGCGGAUCACAACAGCAGUUCACCAUCGAGAGCAAAAACGGAAGCACCAUCGACAGAUACAUCAAUAUAGCAGACCCGGGCUUUGCGAAAGAUGUAGUGAGAAAAAUAGCAGGACUGAAGAGCAAUUCGAUGUAUGAAUUCCGGGUGAAAGCGGACAACGAAUAUGGUAGCAGUGGCUAUGGGGGCGUACUUACAGUACACACACCAGCUGCUCCAAGUAUCCCCACAUUUACGAUCACUCGGAAAGGACUAUCGUUGACCGUGGUGUUCUCGGCGUCUAUGACAGGGCCCUUCACCAAGUUUGAACUCAAGUUCUGUGGGCCGGGGCGGACGCCAAAAACGACAGGAUGCACUGGAUCUUUCGUCCCUAUCCAAGAUUCUGCAAAAACAAAUUACACAAUUCAUGUGACACAUGCGACAACGACUUAUGUCUUCUAUUUGGAUUUUUAUGAUGGGGAUGAUGUUGUUUAUAGUUCAGGUCCUGUGCACCCUGAGAAUGCUGGACGAACAACCACCGUGUCUGCUGGAAGUAGUCCUGUGGUCCCUGAGAAUGCUGGACAACCAACUACCGUGCCUGUUGGAAGUAGUCCUGAUGAUGGCAUGAUAGCUGGUGUGGUUGUUGCCGUCGUCAUAGUUGUAGCUGUGGUCGUGGUCGUGGUUGUCGUUCUACAUAGGAGGAAUAUGGCAUGCUUCGCUGGGCGAAAUAAACCUGAAGGAUCUAAUCGGGGCGAUGAGAGAAUUGGCACUCCGCAACCUGAAUCCGUUUUUCACGUCAACAGGGCAUUUGAAGGUGACGAUACUCAACCUGAGUCGGUUUAUGUGAAUGAUCCUAAACAGGAUUUUGUUAAAGGAAAGUAUCUACCUUUUUUACCAUGUACUAGUACCGGACGUACGACAUAUCCGCCUUAACACACGCACUCUCUUCGUCCGCCCGCCAAUUUCAACCGAUUUUUACUUCAUUUAAUGAUUUUGCACACGCUUUUUCAAAGGGUGUUAUUACAAAGUACAAAACUGAGACUAACGGGUUUCCAGUAUCCGGUAUUUAAAACUAACGCCUUUUGGUUAAUAUUGUUUCAGAAGUGAUCUACGAUGAUGUGAAUCUGACCGGGAAGCCAAGUGGCGAAGAUGCUGCUCGGAAAGUCGAAGAUAUGUCAGUCAAAGAUUUCAAACAGUGGCUCCUAUCAAAAUAUGUGACAGAAUCAACUUACGAACGACUAGCUAAGAACGGGUUCAACGAAGCAAGGUUCUUCGUCAUAUUACAAAGAGAAGACGACAUCAAGGAGAUGCAUAUCAAGCCCUUGGCUCAGGAGGCCUUGAUACGCAAAUUGGUGAAGGAUAUCAAUGAGACCAGGCAGAGUACGAGUGAGAGCAGCGAAGGAAAGAAACCUGGAGGUCCCACAGCUGGAGAAGAAAAUCCGUAUGAUGAAAUGGAAAAUCAAUAUGCCACCUUGGACAUCAAGCCUGAUGUGACCGCCAACCAGACGUAUGCUGAAUUGAAGCCAUUAGCAUGAAGCCAGAAAAUGGAGAAGUUAAGCGGUCACUAUGAAGCGGUUUGUGUCGGUCACACAGAAAAUAGAAAAAAAGCCUUCUGUUACCAUGAUUCAAGAGGUCAGCAAAAGUGCUUCCCCAGCAGAUAACUCUCAGAUGAUAUAUUUUUCCUGGGAUGUAGACCUGUAUACAUUGUUCCUGUUCCUACUUCAUCAGCAUGGUGUAUGGACAUUAAGAAGCAUGACAUAUAAUCAUACUCAAGCCAAAAAAAUCGAACUCUGUGUCUUGAAGUGGACAAACAUGGCUCAUUAUGUCUUCCCUUCUUUCAAUUGGCUUCAACUGAAAAUGUAGUAUACCAGGACUUCGAGCAGCUUACAGCAGAUGAUCAUGAGGUCGUCGCAAAAACACCUUCGGUAUUCAAAGGAAUGCAAUCCAUUUGCAGACACAUACAUACUGCUUCAUGUUUGUUCUCCCCCUUUUGUUUCGUUUAGGAAUACGCAUUAUUCAAAAUACGAAAUGUGGACAUAGUGUAAAUAUUUAUCAAAUAGAACCUCUCUAUUAAGGACACUGUUGGGACUGAGAAAUACUGUCCUUAAUAGAGAGGUGUCCGGAUAAGAGAGGUCAAAUUGAAUUGUAGCAACCAAUUUGGGACUUAAACUAGUGUCCAUAAUAGAGAGGUUGUCCUUAAUAGAGAGAUGUCCACUAAGGAAAGUUCCACUCUACUAAGAUAGCACUGAGUAAUUGGUAUGUUAACCAAUACGUUUUCCCAUUCAGUAUAUCUAUUUACAUAUUCAAGAAAAAUCGUGUUCAAAAUAAUCAUUAGUUGUGUAUACUUGUCAUCUAUAGUAGUGAAUAAAACUUGUGUGUACAUUAAUUAGGCAAACUCUAAUAUUCAUAUAACUUGAUUUGUUUUAUAUGUUUGCAUAUGUAAAAUGUAUGUCUCGUGCACACUGAUGUACACAAAACUCUCUUAUUUGGAGGAAAUAAACAACCUAACUACACUUGAGCAAUGAAAGCAUAUAUUCAACACAUGAU
Lineus longissimus is the source of this 5684-nucleotide messenger RNA. RefSeq names its product basement membrane-specific heparan sulfate proteoglycan core protein-like. The coding region runs from base 12 to 4070 and encodes 1352 amino acids. Gene Ontology annotation, molecular function: cell adhesion molecule binding. Gene Ontology annotation, biological process: cell-cell adhesion. Gene Ontology annotation, cellular component: cell-cell junction; plasma membrane. NCBI's taxonomy places the organism in Eukaryota, Metazoa, Nemertea, Pilidiophora, Heteronemertea, Lineidae. The record is from RefSeq and is a predicted model, not a curated record. The transcript has 18 exons.